AUUUUCCAAAGAGCAACGUGAUGACGUUUCCACCUGCGACCUAUGCCUGCGACACGCAUUCGACAGCCAUGCGCCAGCUGCAGCGUUGUUAUGGUCGCUUCUGUAAUAAGUUGAAUAUUCCCGACUAGACGCCACGGUAAAGUGUAUAUCUGUAAUAAAGGGACAUAGUUUACAGGGGAACAGAGGAGUUGGAGGGUGGCGGCGAGUCAGCGUGGCAAGCGGACCCGCUUCCUGCUUCUGUUUGACGGCUGUGGGAGUGUGAGAGGAGCAGAGGACUGCCAUGUAGCUGAAGCAGAAGAAUGAACAGUCAGCACACUCCAACAGAUGGGACAGACGACCACACGGUCCGGCAGGCGAAUGAACUAGAAGCUCUCGCCUCUAUCUUUGGAGAUGAUUUCCAGGAUCUGCGGAACAAAGAUCCGUGGAAGGUUAAAAGACCUCCAGAGGUGCACCUCUGCCUGCGGCCCAAGGGGCUGAACACUGGUGAUGAAUGCUACGUGACUGUGGACUUGCUGGUCAAAUGCCAGACCACAUACCCUGACGUGCCUCCAGAGCUGGAGCUGAAAAAUGCCAAAGGUUUGUCGAACGAAAACCUCCAGAACCUGCAGAGUGAACUCACCAAGCUGGCGGCAGUAAGAUGUGGAGAGGUGAUGAUUUAUGAGCUAGGAGACCACAUCCAGGGCUUUCUGAGCGAGCACAACAAGCCUCCAUCGAGCUCCUUCCAUGAAGAGAUGCUGAAGAACCAACGAAAGCAGCAGGAGAAGCGAGACCAGGAGGAGCAGCAGAGGAUGGACCAGCGGCGCAAGCAGGAAGAGGAGACGGAGAAAGAAAUCAUGGCUGAAAUCCAAAGAAGAGAGGAAGAGAAACGAGAGGAAAAGAGAAGAAAGGAAAUCGCCAAACAGGAGCGCCUUGAAAGCAUCGAGCAGUCAGUCUCUACUAACCCCACCCUUUUGGGAAAGAGCCCACCCAGCCCAGGUGCAGCUCCUCCUGAUCCGACUGAAACUAAGAAACUGUUCGGUAAUCGCCGUCGCACUACCUCUACUUCUCGUCACAGACGUGACACGGUAAAUGAAGACAGUCAUCGCCCACAGGAGCUUCUUCACUUCAACAGCAGCACUUUUGGAGAACUUGUCGUGCAUCAAGGAAAAAGUUUAGGGGAAAGCGAGAGACUCCGUCGUAAUAUCUACUAUGGAUUUGAAGUUAACUCUGGAGAUUUUGCUGUGAUCUACGAGUGGUCGCUGCGCUGGAACAAGACGAUGGGCAAGUUCUUCACCAACCAGGAGAAAGGAAAGAUUGAGAGCUGCAAAAAGCAGAUCCAUGCAGCAGAAAACGAGUUCAACUCCCUCCUGCGGCUGGAUCAUCCAAAUUUGGUGCAUUACAUCGCGCUGAGCUCCACAGAGAAGGAGGACUGCCUGGUGGUAAACAUGCUGGUGGAGCAUGUGGCCGGCACCAACUUGAACCAAAGCCUGAUCACUCAGACUCCUGUCCCUCUGGAUAAACUGAGUCAUUACACAGCUCAGCUGCUGGCUGCACUCGACUACCUUCACUCUAACUCUGUGGUCCACAAACAGCUGGGUGCCUCCAGCGUUCUGCUGGACUCUGAGGGAAACGUUCGAUUGACGGAUUACAGUUUAUCAAAGAGGUUUGCUGAUAUCUGCAAAGAAGAUAUUUUCGAGCAGGCCCAUGUUCGUUUCUCAGAGGAGACGAGCAUGCCGACCAAAACGGGGAAGAAAGGAGAUAUAUGGAAUUUGGGGCUGAUGCUGCUGGCUCUGAGUCAGGGGAAGGAGGUGAACGAGUAUCCAGUGACGGUGCCCACUAGCCUGCCUGCUGACUUCCAAGAUUUCCUGCAGAAGUGUUUGUGUCUGGUUGAUGCUGAACGCUGGACCGCACAGCAGCUACUGGAACACUCCUUCCUCAAGCCUCCUUCACCCAAAAACCUGCCAGAGUACCAGGAGGCCAGCCCAGAAGAUCUUCCUGAGGACUUUCCCUCCUCAGUCAUCCCACGGAGCCACAUCCUCAAUGCUCCCUUCAUCUCCGGGGUGCAGAGGCAGUUUUCUCGCUACUUUGAUGAGUUUGAGGAGCUCCAGAUGCUUGGAAAAGGAGCUUUUGGUGCUGUGAUUAAGGUUCAAAAUAAACUUGACGGUUGUUACUACGCUGUGAAACGCAUCCAAGUCAACCCCGCCAGUAAACAAUUCAGGCGCAUCAAAGGCGAGGUGACGCUGCUCUCGCGCCUCAAUCAUGAGAACAUCGUCCGCUACUACAACGCCUGGAUCGAGCGGCACGAGAGUCCCUCGGGGGGAGAUCUGAACAGCAGUGACAGCUCUGAGCCUUGGAGCCCUGCCCACAAAUCUCCUAGGGCUAAAGAGAGUCCGCGGUGCUUCAACGAGCUCGGCCUGCCUGACAACGUGGAGGACAUCGCCCCGCCUCCUGCUCUGUCCAGCUCUGUGGAGUGGUCAACGUCUAUUGAAAGAUCCUCAACCGCCAAAUGUAGCAGAAACCAGUCAAGUGAUGAAGAGGAUGAGGAUGAUGAGGAAGAUGUGUUUGGAGCCUCAUUUUUGCCGUCAGACAGUGACUCCAGGAGUGACAUCAUCUUCGACAACGGCGAUGAAAGCUUGGAUGAGAUUUCUCAGGUUGAGCCAAGCAGAAGAACCACAACUGAAACAGAGACCACAGACUCAGAUCGACCUCUGCUCAUUGCACAUCACCUGUACAUACAAAUGGAAUACUGUGAAAAAAGCACUUUAAGAGACACCAUUGAUCAAGGUCUGCACGAGGAUCAACAUCGGUUAUGGAGACUUUUCAGAGAAAUUCUGGACGGGCUUGCUUACAUCCAUGAGCAGGGCAUGAUUCAUCGGGACUUGAAGCCUGUCAACAUUUUUCUUGACUCUCAAGACCAUGUGAAGAUCGGAGACUUUGGCCUGGCUACAGACCAUCCUGCUAAUGUGGCUGCAGGAAAAUUUGACGUGGAGGAGAGCGGCUCAGUAGUGAUGUUUAAACCAGACCCAACAGGUAACAUGACAGGCAUGGUUGGCACUGCCCUGUAUGUAAGCCCUGAGGUUCAAGGAAACACCAAAGCCACCUACAACCAAAAAGUUGACCUGUUCAGCCUUGGAAUCAUCCUGUUUGAGAUGUCCUACCGGCCCAUGACCACUGGGGCUGAACGCAUCUCUGUCCUGAGCGAGAUUCGAGUGGAGCCGACCACCUUCCCUGAGGACUACAACGAGUAUCAGCAAGGAACACAAAGGAAAGUGAUCGAGUGGCUGUUGAACCACGACCCCGCAUUGCGGCCCACCGCUCAGGAGCUGCUAAAGAGCGAACUGCUGCCUCCACCACAGCUUGAGGAGUCGGAGCUGCAUGAGGUUCUGCAGCACACCAUGGCUAAUAUCAACGGCAAAGCUUAUCGCACCAUGGUGGGCCAGCUGUUCGCCCAGAACACAACUCCUGUCAUGGACUACACCUAUGACAUUGACCUGCACAAGGGCAGCUUCAGUUUCAACGGUGCCAAAUUGCAGCAGUAUGUGCACGAAACAAUCACCAGGGUCUUCAAGAAGCAUGGUGCGGUGCGUCUCCAGACACCGCUGCUCCUCCCCAGGAACAGAAAGCUGUAUGAUGGCAGCGAGCCGGCCUGCUUCAUGGAUCACAGCGGAAUGCUGGUUACACUGCCCUAUGACCUCCGAAUGGCAUUUGCAAGAUUCGUUGCCCGCAAUAAUAUAACACAUCUGAAGAGGUACAGCAUCGAACGUGUUUUCAGGCCCAGGAAGCUGGACCGAGCUCACCCGCGGGAGCUCCUUGAGUGCGCCUUUGACAUCAUCGCACCCGUCACUAACAGCCUCCUUCCUGACGCUGAGACCAUUUACACCAUCUCCGAGAUUGUCCAGGAAUUCCCUGCACUCCAGGAAAGGAACUAUAAUAUUUAUCUGAACCACACCAGCUUGUUGAAGGCCAUCUUACUGCACAGCGGAGUCCCCGAGGACAAGCUGAGCCAGGCCUCCAACAUACUGUGUGACGCCAUGAGCGAAAAGCUGACCAAACGUGAGGUGGAGGCAAAGUUCUGCAACAUUUCACUGUCAACCAACAGCUUGCAGACACUGUACAAGUACAUAGAACAGAAAGGGGACCUGCAGGACUUGGCACCGCUGCUGACAUCACUCACCAAACAGAAGACUGCCGUCACCCAGCUGGCCAAGCAGGGCCUCAAGGACCUGGAGGAACUAACCAUGCUGCUGCAGAAACUGGGAGUGAAACUGCAGGUGGUGGUCAACUUAGGCUUGGUGUACAAAGUGCAGCAUCACUCCGGUGUCAUCUUCCAGUUUGUGGCUUUCAUCAGGAAACGCAAGCGAACUGUGCCAGAUAUAGUGGCCGCUGGAGGACGCUACGAUCACCUGAUCCUGGAGUUUCGAGGUCCUGCUUCCACAGUGCCGGUGCUCUCUGCAGUGGGGGCCAGUGUGGCCCUGGACAAAGUCUGUGCUGCAAUGGCCAGCAUGGAGGAGCCAACAUCAGUGAGCACCUGCGAUGCACUGGUAGUCCCAGUGGGGCAUUCUUCCAUGUCCAGAGCUGUCAACGUUGUGCAGAAGUUGUGGAGUGCCGGUGUCUCUUCAGACAUAGCCUAUGAUUUCUCACAGUCUCAGGAGACGUUGCUGGAGCAUUGCAGGCUCGCUGGAAUCAGCUGCAUGGUCCUGGUCUCUGACAAAGAGGGAAACUAUGUGAAGGUGAAAUCCUUUGAGAAGGACAGGCAGUCUGAGAAAAGGAUCCCCGAGUCAGACUUAGUGGACCACAUCAUUCAGAAAUGUCGGACCAAGUUCUUUGAGGACAGAAACAUCAGAGAAAUCUCUGAAAGCAUGUCUCUCCAGAACCCUAAAGGAUCGCUGCUCAACACCACAGGUUCCUCAGAGCAGCACGGCAGCAGCAGCACCACGAAUUUGAGUGUGAACGUAAUCAGCCCGGAAAAAGUUUCUGCCAGUGCUAGACGACGCUACGAGACUCAGAUCCAAAACAAGUUACAGAAUCUCUGCGGCAAUUUGCAGAACAAGAGCAAUGACAUUGAGGUUCUGGCAGUGGAUCUGCAGAAGGAAACGCUGGUCAACUUCCUGUCUCUUGAGUUUGAAAGUGAAGAGCAGUUCAACAGCAGUGUGAAGACUCUGCUGUCUCGUCUCCCAAAGCAGCGCUAUCUGAAGUCGAUCUGUGAUGAGAUCCACCAUUUCAAAAUUGCAAAAAGGAUGGCUGUGGUGGUCUUAUACAGCUACAAGGACGACUACUACAAGAUCCUUCUGUGAAACUAAGGGGGUUUCACCAGCCUGGGAGAUGUGCUGCUCUGCUUCAAGGCUCAGGCGACUUCCAGAGACUAUUUCCAUCCUUGGACCAGAGGAGCAAGCUGAACAUUGACGGAUUUGUAUCUUUUCUAUUUUGAAAAGAAGAGCAGAGAAGACGGGGAGUGUUUUUUUUUUUUAUCAUGUUGAAUGGUAAUUUAGAUUUUUGAUCUAAACUCCGUGACUUUCCCAAGUCGUUCCAGUGUUUUUGUGGUCUUUCUCCAACUAAUUAGGAGAAGCAGUCCACUGGACUUUGUUGCCUUAAUAGAACUGAAAAUGUUGUGAAAGGGCUUUUUAGUGAAGAUUGUGUCAGAAAUACAAAUAUUUUACAUUUCUACUCAAAAAAGUAUGAAUGGUAGAAAUAAAUCACGUUUUCCCACAUGGA
Notolabrus celidotus (New Zealand spotty) is the source of this 5691-nucleotide messenger RNA. RefSeq names its product eukaryotic translation initiation factor 2 alpha kinase 4 (gene eif2ak4). Gene Ontology annotation, molecular function: ATP binding; protein binding; eukaryotic translation initiation factor 2alpha kinase activity. Bases 300 to 5273 code for a protein of 1657 amino acids. Gene Ontology annotation, biological process: regulation of translational initiation by eIF2 alpha phosphorylation; DNA damage checkpoint signaling. Lineage: Eukaryota; Metazoa; Chordata; Actinopteri; Labriformes; Labridae. The record is from RefSeq and is a predicted model, not a curated record. The transcript has 39 exons. Gene Ontology annotation, cellular component: cytosol.